GCACGUGGGUAACGUACGUGCGAAUUCGUUUCUCGUCCUCUGUGCCGCUGAUGCUGAAUGAACUGCGCAGUUCCGGUCGACAAGGCAGGGAUUGCGAAUGAUAGUUUGCAGGUCUCUUUUCAGAGUCGACCGCCUCUUGAAAUAUACAAGUUCGUAUGUCCUACAGCAGCCGGGGCACUAUGCUUAUAAUGGUUUAAGCCUAUAUACGAAUAUGACUGGUAGGAAGGAAUUCCGGAGUGCUGCGGACCAGAAGAAAAAGCGCAAAACAAUCAGCCAAGCAUGGAGACCAGUGUGUACUCACGCCAGCCCUUCUGAGGAUUUGUCAGUUAAGGAUGGUAGAGUUGAGUCAAAGGAUGGAAAUCAAAUUCAACAAAUGGAUUGCAGUUCGGUUAGUGCUCAACAGGUCACAGAGGUAGCUGAAGAAACUAAAGUAGUAACUGACCUAUCUGUUGGUUCAAGUGCAUUUCCGAAUAAGAGUGGAGAUACAAACGUGGAAGGACAAUCUGUGGCUUCCAGUGAGAAGUUUUCAGUGAAAGUGGAUGUAGGGAGCUCUCUAAUUCGAUUUGUCAGAGGGAAAAGUGGAUCUACACAAGAAAAGAUUGAAGAAGAGAUGGGGAUCAAGAUUAUGAUUCCAUCAUCAAAGAAGGAAGAAUUUGUUGUUAUUGAAGGUAAUUCAGUUGAUAGUGUAACCAAAGCUUCAGAAAAAAUACAAUCCAUAAUUGAUGAGGCAAUUAAAAGCCCAAGUCUUGAUUACUCACAUUUUGUGUCCCUCCCUCUGGCUAUACACCCUGAAUUAGUCGAGAAGCUUAUCAAUUUCCAGAACUCCAUACUAGGAAGUUCUGAAUCUUGCUUAGAUGAGGUUGAGGACAGCGAUACAAAUGAAGAUAAUACAGACAAUGAAGUUGAGGAUCAACAAACUGUUAAAGCACCAGAUGUGGCAGUUGAACUAAAAGUGGAAGAUCAAAGUGAGCAAAUCAAAGUGAACAUAAAUAUACCUCUCGUCAGUUACGCUCCCAAAGCUUCAAAAACUGCUGCACCAUCUGACUUGGGAAUUGAUAAAUCAAUAUUUAUAAAGCCUAAAACAUUUCAUCUAACGGUGCUUAUGUUGAAAUUGUGGAACAAGGAGCGAGUUGAUGCUGCUUCUGAAGUUUUGAAGGGUAUCUCCUCUAAAGUAAUGGAUGCAUUGGAUAAUAAGCCAGUACUAAUUAGGCUCAAGGGGUUGGAUUGUAUGAGAGGUUCUUUGGCCAAAGCCCGUGUUCUGUAUGCUCCCGUUGAAGAAAUUGGAGAUGAUGGAAGAUUAUUACGUGCCUGUCAAGUCAUUACGGAUGCAUUUACUGAAGCUGGACUUGUUCUGGAGAAAGAUGCAAAACAGAAGUUAAAGUUGCACGCCACAGUUAUGAAUGCGAGACAUAGGAAAAGGAAUAAAAGGAAAAAGAAGUCUGAUUCAUUUGAUGCUCGUGAAAUUUUGAAGCAGUAUGGGUCGAAGGAGUGGGGAGUGUAUCAUAUCCGUGAAGCUCAUCUCUCACAAAGAUUUGCAUUCGAUGAAACUGGAUACUACCACUGCUGUGCUUCCAUACCUUUCCCUGAACAUAUGCAACUUGACUGAUUCCCUAAGCUUCAGGUAGAAACUAUGCAACCAGAAUCUUUCAAUUUAUUCUGUGGUUUGAUCUGUUUGUAGAAUUUAGCGAGUUUUUAAUGAUCAUAAACAUAUAAAAUAUUGUAUU
Momordica charantia (bitter melon) is the source of this 1724-nucleotide messenger RNA. RefSeq names its product Putative eukaryotic LigT. Gene Ontology annotation, molecular function: RNA binding. Gene Ontology annotation, cellular component: nucleus. Lineage: Eukaryota; Viridiplantae; Streptophyta; Magnoliopsida; Cucurbitales; Cucurbitaceae. The record is from RefSeq and is a predicted model, not a curated record. Gene Ontology annotation, biological process: DNA alkylation repair; regulation of DNA-templated transcription.